AUUGCUAGUGAGGGAGAAUUACCAACCUACGAGAAUACUCAGUACCGGAGAUACAGUAUCGUCAAACCACCUGCACGCUUCCCAUACAACCUACCUGCGGUGCAUCAAGGAGAGGACAGUCAGGGCCAAUUGAUUUUUUCGCCCUCUCCUUGUCCCUAUCGUUCCCCCUUCUCUCCCUCUCUCCUGCUCUUCUACUGGUACUGUGCCGGCGGUAUCCUUUUCACCCGAACAGACAGCCCUCCUCCUCUCGCCUUCUCUUAUCUCCGCUACGGCUACAUCGUUCCUCCCCCUUUUUCGUCCUGUCUGUUACGGCCCUCACCUAGCCUCUCAGUUCUGCUGUUAACCUCCACUCUAUCAGCUGUCGUUGCCCCGGACCGGACGCUUGACUAGCUCGUCCGUCAUCCCAGAUCCGACUCGGCCCACGCCUAUUAUUUGUUUGCUACUUCGCAUUGAUCCCUCUCCCGAUAGACACUUCACCACCCGCCCUACUCUAUCGAUACGGUUUUCCCAUCGCUCGGGGCGAGCUAUUGGUAGAUGCCGGAGAAGGUAUUCGAUCAGGAGACGCAAUCUCAGGGCAAAAAGCGCAAACAAAAUUUACAACCCCCUCAGUUGUCACAAGGCUACUCUCAGAGAAGCAUCACGGAUUUCUUUGGAAACAACGCCCCACACUCGGACGCACCCACCCCCCACCCAAGCAGUCCAAAACGUUCCCGAAAAAACUCGGAACAGCCUGAGCACUCAAAGAACAUGUCGACUCCUUUAAACGAGCAAGCCUGGCGUCACAUUACUGAGAACGAGAUUGUCGAUCUCACAGGCUCCCCGCCUGGCCCUCGAGACUCGCCAAACCCAAGUGCGAAAAUGGUUGCGACUAAGCCCCCGCGUCCCGCCCCGUUUCAACCUCACGCUGGCGCACCUCGCAAAUUUCAUAUAAAGAACCUGCGCAACCCUUCGAGGGUUGACCCAGAUGUCUACUUUAAUCAGACUUGGGGCUCUCUGGAAGCUGCACUUGCGGCGAUCUUUGAGAGCCGCAAGAUAUCCACUAGCUUGGAGGAGCUGUAUAGGGGCACCGAAAAUAUAUGUAGAGCCGAUAGGGCCGGUGAGCUCUACGCUAGGCUCAAGGCUUGCUGCUCUGCUUAUGUUGGUGACCACCUCAAGUAUUCUAUCAUGGCCUGUGGUAGCUGGAAAGAUGACGCUGUCAAGUGCGUUGUAAAUGCUUGGGAGAAGUGGAAUAAUCAAUUGGUUAGUUGGAUGUUUGAGCCUAUAAAUGGAGGUGAACUAACACCGAUUUUGAUGAGAUAUAGGGGAUGAUUAGAUCCAUAUUUUUGUACUUGGACCGUUCUUACCUCCUUGGCAACACCAAUCCGGGCCUCCAGCCCGUGGAGCCUACCGGACUAGAACUCUUUCGGCGCCAUAUAAUACUGGCCCAGGAAAUAGAAACAAAAUUUAUGAACGGGAUCAUGGCACUAUUCGAACGCGAUCGCCAGCAGUGCCCGAUCAAUGCUUCUCUACUCACGUCUGCCGUUCGCAUGGUGGACAGUCUAGACCUCUAUACGUCGAACUUUGAGCCCCGGUUUCUAGUCAUAUCUAGAGAAUACUAUAGCCGCCUUGGGAUGCUGGGGGCAACUUCUAGCUCCCUUGCGGAGUACUUGGACGAAUGCUCUCAACAGUUACACAAGGAGGCAUUAAGAUGUGAGAGAUAUCGCUUGGAUCCACCUACGAAGCGAUCUAUGGGGCUUAUACUCGAGGAGGGAUUGCUGAAAAAUCAAUUGCCUAUUCUUACUGAUCAGAGGAGUAUCGAGGAGCUUUUACAGAAGCAAGAUCAUAAAUCUUUGGCGAUCCUGUAUAGCCUCGUUGAUCGGAUAGGGGAGCCGAGCAGUUAUUUAAGGCCCGCUUGGGAGAAAUACAUACUUGUUGUGGGCAGAAGUAUAAUCGAGGAUGAAGGACGAGAAAAUGAGAUGGUGCAGCGGCUUUUAGAGCUGAAGGGUAGUUUAGAUACUUUCGUCAGGGUUCCGUUCAAGUGUGACGAUACGUUGACUUAUGCUUUGAGGGAGUCGUUCGGCACAUUCCUCAACGCGCGCACCAAGGAUCGUUCAGAGAUGGUGAAUUCGAAGCCGGCCGAAAUGAUUGCGAAAUAUGUCGAUACGCUACUGAGAGGUGGUGCUAAAGGGGCCUCUACAGGGACACCUGGCGAUGAAGAUGCUAGGUUGGCUCAUUCGCUGGACCAGGUACUUGACCUGUUUAGGUUCAUCCAGGGGAAGGAUGUAUUUGAAGCGUUUUAUAAAAGGGAUCUGGCAAGGAGACUGUUGAUGGAUAGAAGUGCUAGUCGAGAUGCUGAACGGAGCAUGUUAACUAAAUUGAAAACUGGUUUGGUAUCCUGAGUUGAUGUUUAUGGGCCUGGCUGACUUUUGUUCUAGAGUGCGGAUCCGGAUUCACUCAAAACCUAGAGAGCAUGUUCAAGGAUAUUGAAAUAUCUCGAGACGCGAUAUCGCAUUUUAAAACAACAAGGAGCCAUACAGAAAAUUCACCAAAUGUAGAUCUCAACGUUCUAGUACUUUCCCAGUCAGCAUGGCCAACGUACGAUGAAGUGCCGAUAGUCAUUCCACUUGAGAUGGCGCAGUAUCUAGAAUCUUAUAAAAAUGUCUACUGCGAAAAACAUAGUGGAAGGAAGCUCAUGUGGAGGCAUGCAUUAUCACACUGUGUUCUUAGGGCGAGGUUUGCACGGGUAUGGUUGGUCCGCUUCAGUGGCUGCUCCCAACCUUGAAGUAAGCUAAUAAUAGGGAAAAAAUAUAGGAAGUGAAUAAGGAGCUAGUUCUAAGUGUCCUCCAAGCAGUGGUCCUCCUAUUGUUUAACGACGUGGAAUUCGGCACCUGCCUCUCGUAUCAACAAAUUAAAGAAGGCACCGGACUAGGUAACUCCCGCCCUCUCCGGUGUGAACAGAACUAACGUACUGCUCUCAUAGAGGACAAACAACUGAUCCGCACUCUCCAAUCCCUCGCGUGCGGUAAACACCGCGUCCUGCAGAAGCAGACGAAGGGAAAGGACAUCCUCCCGACAGACAACUUCUGCGUGAACCGACACUUCUCGGAUCCCAAGUUCCGCAUUAAAAUCAACCAGAUACAGCUCAAAGAAACGAAGGAGGAGAAGGAAGAGACCUUUGAACGCGUGGCCCAGGACAGGCAAUACGAGACUCAGGCUGCCAUCAUCCGCAUUAUGAAGAGCAGGAAGAAGUUGAGGCAUAACGACUUGAUUCAGAUGACACUUGAUCAGACCAAGAAUCGGGGAAAGUUGGACGUUCCGGAAAUCAAGAAGCAGAUUGAGAGGUAUGCCCCCCCCACCCUUGUUAGAUAGGGAGGGAGUUGGGGCUAAAUAGAGGAAGUAGAUUGAUCGAUAAAGACUAUAUGGAACGCCUGCCCGGGGGUGAGACUUGGUAUCAGUAUGUUGCUUGAGUUGUAUUAGUUCUUUUUUUUGGCUCUGAGUAGAAGUCGCCGCCCGCUCGUUUAGUUAUUACACCCUUUUACCUUGUCUCUUACACCUUUUCCUCCGGCGGGCAUGUUUGGUUGGUAGGCUCGGCGCAACACAUUGUAGAUUAGUCUCUCCCUAUUUUGUUAUCUACUAGUUUGCAUGCUUUUCCUAGUUAAUUAUCGCUUGUGUGCAUUAUUAGUGGCUGGCCGGCGCCCUGCCUGGCCAUUGUUAUAGCUUGAUGGGGACACAUGACGGCCUGUCCCUUAGGCGACAAUUGGUAUUACUUUUUCGCCCGAGGAUGGGAUAGUGCGUGUUCUGAAUUGGAUGUGGUGGGGAUUUUGAAGGAGUUCUAUAUGUUCGAAGUUGGGAAACAGGAAACCGGAGAUGUCGAUUCAGCUUUGUCGGUCCCUUGA
Messenger RNA from Tuber aestivum (summer truffle), 3875 nucleotides. Lineage: Eukaryota; Fungi; Ascomycota; Pezizomycetes; Pezizales; Tuberaceae. The record is from the annotation of a GenBank genome assembly.